Messenger RNA from Rotaria sp. Silwood2, 921 nucleotides. The record is from the annotation of a GenBank genome assembly. Lineage: Eukaryota; Metazoa; Rotifera; Eurotatoria; Philodinida; Philodinidae.
AUGUAUUUUAGAAUAUUUUCUGUCGUUACGUUUGCUGCAACAUCAAUCGGUCGAACUGUUGCCCUAGUGCCAAGUUUCAGUAAAGCAAAAGCAGCUGCAUUGAAAAUAUUGACUUUAAAUAAUCGAAAAUCUAGAAUUGAUCCAGAUAGUUCGGAUGGACGUAUACCUUCGAAGUUAAUAGGAAAAAUUGAAUUUAAAAACAUUUGGUUUCAAUAUAUUGAUGAAAUAUUUGUAUUGAAAAACGUCAAUUUGACAUGUAAUGAAACUGAAAUGAUUGCUUUAGUGGGAACAUCCGGUUCGGGAAAAUCAACAUUGAUCUCGUUAUUCGAACGAUUUUAUUCUCCAACUACUGGACAAAUACUUCUGGAUGAUAUUAACAUAGAAGAUUUGAAUCUUCGUUGGUUACGUUCGCAAUGUUCAUAUGUCGAACAGGAACCAAUUCUAUUUAACACAUCGAUUCGAGAAAAUAUUUGCUAUGGAAUGGAGGAUGGUGUAUCUCAAGAACGAAUUGAAGAAGCAGCUAGAAGAGCACAUGUUCAUCAUAUAAUACAAUCAUUAGCAAAAGGUUAUCAUACAAUGUGUGGUUGUAAAGAGAGCUUAAUGCUGUCUGUUGGAGAAAAACAACGUAUUGCGUUGGCUCGAGCAUUUAUUCGAGAACCAAAAAUUUUGCUACUGGACGAACCGACAGCAGCACUUGAUGCUAGAUCAGCUGAAAUUGUUCAAAAUGUCAUCAAUGGUCUUAAUCCAAUGCCGACAUGUUUGAAUGCUACUCAUCGUCUGUCGACACUCGAUCAUAAUACAUCAACAGCUCAAAUAGCAGUUGUUCAUUAUGGACAAAUACGCCAAAAAGGCACAUAUCAUGAACUCAUAAAUACAGAAGGAGGAAUUUUUCACCGAUUAGCCACCAUAUCACCAACUUGA